AUGGCCAGAACAAGGGGUAACAGGAGACCUCCGGCAGACGAAGAAUCUGAUAGCGAAGCCACUCAAUCGAUGGGGAAUAGGAAUCGAAAUCGAAAUGACGUUAAUACGCUGGCCCACGUGCUUGCACAAGCACUGAGAAGAGUAUUGCCCCAGCAACCCCAUCAACCUCAAGCAGAAGGUGGAAAUGGAGUAGUAGCUCAAUUUCGAAGCAUGGCACCGCCAAUUCUAAGAGGGAAUGAAGGACCCUUAGGGACCGAGGAGUGGAUGCGCCAGAUGGAACGCGUUUUCAACUACAUGCGUUGCAGGGAUGACUUGAAAGUGACAUGUGCAGCCUUCCAACUAACAGACGACGCAGGACACUGGUGGGAGUCGGAAACUGCUGCCCUUACUGAAGAGCAGAUGAGAGCCACCACCUGGAGAACGUUCAAGGAGAAAGUGAUGGGAAAGUAUUUCCCAAGGGCUUUUCGCAAACAAAAGGAGAUAGAGCUCAUGAACUUGGAACAAGGAAACAUGACCAUUUUGGAAUACGAGCGGAAAUUUACCCAACUAGGCCGUUUUGCUCCCCACUUGGUGGACACUGAUGAAAAGAAGGCUUGGAGAUUUGAGAAUGGGUUACGCCCUGAGAUCGGAGGGCACUUAGCAGCUCUAAACAUCACAUCAUACUCGGAAAUCUUAGAACGAGCCCAAGCAGUCGCAUCACGCCUGAAACUGGACAACUCUGUGGUUCGACCUCAACAUACUGGAGAAAAGAGGCACUGUGAUGAUCGAGACAAAAUGAGGAACUCCCAGCCAGAAAAGAAAUCAAGGAGUGAUGUGGGAGACGACCAAGAAUUGGCGCCGCACAAACCUCUUUGUCCACGUUGUCAGCGUUACCAUUUCGGAGAGUGCAAAUCUGGCGAGAACGUAUGCUUCCGAUGUCACAAAGGAGGACACAUGGCGAUGAACUGCCCAGAAGCACGGAGUACGAAUGUCCCGAACAACAACAACGUCCCGACUUGGCGAAAUAAGGACAAUAACUGGGGAAGAAAUCACGGCAACAACAACAACAAUAUGGGGAGAAACCAGAACUACAACAACAAUGGUGCCCGCAAGGGAGAGGCACGAGUUUAUGCCAUGAACCAGGAAGAGAUGGAUGGAGAGGCUCGAACUAUGUCAGGUAUCUUACCCGUUCUGGACAAGUUUGCUAUAGUACUCUUUGAUUUCAGUGCUUCGCAUUCGUUUAUCGCAAGAAGAUUUUACGAAAAGCUGAUACAACCCUUGAAGGUAAGAAUUCCCUCAGGAAAGGUGGUGGGAAUACAUCGUUUGACAAGGGAGGAAAACUAA
Messenger RNA from Salvia miltiorrhiza (redroot sage), 1323 nucleotides. RefSeq lists its product as uncharacterized. NCBI's taxonomy places the organism in Eukaryota, Viridiplantae, Streptophyta, Magnoliopsida, Lamiales, Lamiaceae. The coding region runs from base 1 to 1323 and encodes 440 amino acids. The transcript has a single exon. Gene Ontology annotation, molecular function: nucleic acid binding; zinc ion binding. The record is from RefSeq and is a predicted model, not a curated record.